Molecule: messenger RNA, 2448 nt
Organism: Petromyzon marinus (sea lamprey)
Lineage: Eukaryota; Metazoa; Chordata; Hyperoartia; Petromyzontiformes; Petromyzontidae
Gene: GPR37
Product: G protein-coupled receptor 37
Biological process (GO): adenylate cyclase-inhibiting G protein-coupled receptor signaling pathway; positive regulation of MAPK cascade
Cellular component (GO): signaling receptor complex; plasma membrane
Molecular function (GO): prosaposin receptor activity; G protein-coupled peptide receptor activity
Source: RefSeq, a predicted model, not a curated record
AGGCUGGGGGGGGGGGUAUCGAGCAGGCAGGCGCACGCCUCCCUUCUUCAAAAGGACGUCGACUCGAUGUUUCCCCGAUGCGCGCUCACGUGAACGCGCCCACGUGAACGCGACCGUUGCGCGGAACGACCGGGCAGGAGGACUGAACGAAAAAAAAACAGAGAGAACAUAUUCACAAAACAACAUCACGCCUUAUUUUAUUUCGUUGAAACAGACGACGCGUGAUAGAUAAAUAACCGCUCUACUAUAACGACACCAGCCUGUAGCAGCAGCAGCGGCGGCGGCAGCAGCCUCGUGUUGACAUCAACAUCUCCUGCGAUGGUCGGAGCGGGCUCCGAGUCGCCUUACCCUGGCACUUGCAGGGUCCCACCACGGCGGCGAUGAUGAUUACGACGACGACGAUGAUGAUGAUCUGGGCCGUGCUGGGGGUUGCUGCCGGAACGUUCAUCGCUUUCCCGACGGCGCUGGGAGAAGGCGGGGCCGUUCGGCGAUACGAUGCGCGGCCUCCACCACACAAAGAGUCGCUGAUCGAUCCCCGCACUCUUUAUGGCAGCGACGUUGAUGAAGCUGUUGUUGUUGGUCAUGCUGGUGGCAACGGCGACGACGACGGUGGUCGUGUUGUCAGAGGAAGAGAAGCGACACGGGGGGAAGAGACGAGCACCUUUGACGAGGAUGGAGGAAGAGGAGGUGGUGGCACGUUCAGGAAUCUGCCGUCGGCGGUGCCUCCGUUUGUCCCGGCGAGGGCUUUUGAGGUUCGACGCAAACGACAGGCGGCGGGGAAGACGGUCAACGCCGAGAAUGCUCGCUCACCAACACCACCAGAACCAGCACCACCGUCACCAUCACCACCAUCAGCAGCAGCCACAACGGCGGCGGAGGACGUGAACGCCAAAGCGGAGCAGGCGGACGCAACCUCAAUCCCGCACUCGCCACGUCCGGCGCUCGCUGAUAACGGGACGGAGGUGGACACUGAAGUUGACCUCUCAUCACCCGGACAGUCGUCCUCUUCAUCAUCAUCGGAUAACAUCACAGAAGCGAGUGACCACUCGCCAAAGGUCAUCACCCCGAAGACGAAGAGCGCAAGCGGACGCGCGGAGAGAAUCCCACGGGCGAGGAAUCCAUUCAAGCCGGUGACGAGCGAGACGUACGGCGCCUACGCGAUCCUCGGCUUCUCGCUGCUCCUCUUCGCAGUGGGCCUCGCCAGCAACCUCACCGUCAUCUGCGUGGUGUGCAACAACCGCUACAUGAAGAACGUCUCCAACUCGCUGCUGGCCAACAUGGCCUUCUGGGAUUUCCUGGUCAUCUUCGUGUGCCUGCCGCUCACGGCCGUUCACGAGCUGUCCAAGCGCUGGGUGCUGGGCGACUUCACGUGCAAGCUGGUGCCGUACCUCGAGGUGGCCAGCCUGGGCAUCACCACGUUCACGCUCGCCGCCCUCUGCCUCGACCGCUUCCACGCCGCCACCAACGUGCGCCUGCACUACGAGCAGACGGAGGGCUGCAUCUCGCGUGGCGGAAAACUCGCCGUGGUGUGGCUGGGUGCCCUCGUGCUCUCCACGCCCGAGCUGCUCAUCCACGGCCUGGCGGGCAGGGACAGCGUGAGCAACAACAACAACCACCACCACUACCAGGACCACCAGAACACCCAGCAGCAGGGGGUGGCGGUGGCCGGAGGCGCUUCAAAUGCCGCGGCCGGCGCCGGCUCCACGCUGCCGUACGACCGCUGCGAGAUGCGAGUCCCGCACGAGCUGCCGGACUUCCUGUACAUGCUCUCGGCCACGUACCGCGCCGCACGCCCGUGGUGGUUCUUCGGCUGCUACUUCUGCCUGCCCAUCGCCUUCACCGUCACCUGCUCCGUGCUGACCGCGCGCAGGAUGAAGGGAGCCGGCGCCGCCGCUCACAACAAACCUUCGCCGGGCGAAGCGGGCCCCGCCACGUCGCUGACGCGCGGCAGCACCCGGCAGCAGCUGCGCCUCGAGCGGCAGAUGAACUGCGCCGUCGUGGCCCUGGCCACCGCCUAUGCCUGCUGCCUGGUGCCCGAGAUCGUGUGCAGCAUGGUGUGGGAGUACGCCGGCGUCGGGGGCGGCCAGUCGCCUGCGCUCGACGUUCUGCACACCGUCGCCCAGUACCUGCUCUUCUCCAAGUCGUGCCUCAGCCCCGUGCUGCUGCUCGGCCUCUGCCGCGAGCUGGCGAGGGCGGCCCGCGCCUGCUGCUGCUGCUGCUGCCCCUGCCCGGAGACGGGGGGCGGCGAGGGUUCCGCGGAGGCGCCCUCGUCGCCGGCGCCGCCCGGCGGCGGCGCGGUCGUGGCGCUCUCCCCGUGCGUGGCGACGGUGGCGAGCGACGAGAACGAGAACGAGCGGCCGGCCGGGGAGAUGGAGCUGUUCACGUUCAGCACCGUGCAGCGCGAGCUCACCACCUUCUCCACCGCUUGAGUCGCCCGGCCCGGAGAUC